CGAAAAUAGCUUCCGAACCAUCCAACUCGUUUUCGCCUUUCCUUCAACUUCAUUUUUCUUUCUCAAAAGCAUCUCCGUAUUUUCUCAAAAGACAAAACACCCAACAUCAUCAAUAAUUAUCACAAACUGAAUGUACCAUGUCGACCCUGUUUGGCAAAUCCACGCGCAAGAAGAGAGCCAGGACAGAGAAUGCUGACGAGACUAGAAGAAGCAACCAGGAAGCUGAGUUACUACUAGUAGAUGCAACCCACCAAGAAGAAGAUGAUGCCCCCUUGACCCUGAAGAAAGCCCACAAUCAAAAUGCUACCUCAUCACAAAAAACAUUAUCUCCCUGGGCAUCCUUUUCCGAUCUCGGAUUGGACUCGUCCCUUGUUUCACGCUGUGCCAAUCUCGGCUUUUCCCGUCCUACGGCCGUCCAACGCACCGUCAUUCCCCAUCUCCUUCAUAACAACUCGCAAAACAUUCUCGCCUUGUCCAAAACGGGCAGUGGCAAAACGGCCGCUUUUGUCUUGCCCAUUAUCCACCACUUAAUGCAAGAUCCCUAUGGGAUUUUUGCCGUCAUUUUAACACCCACGCGCGAAUUGGCCAAACAAAUUCAUCAACAAAUUUUGGCACUUGGUUCCACACAAGUUUCUUCGGCGCUCGUCAUUGGUGGAUUGGAUCCCGUGGCGCAAUCGGUGGCAUUGGAUGCUCGUCCUCAUUUUUGUGUCGCCACACCGGGACGAUUGGCCGAAUUGUUGCGAGGACCCAAUCCACCCCGGUUGCAUCUGUUGCGAUUUUUGGUACUCGAUGAAGCCGAUCGAUUGUUGGCACCGGGAGGAUUCGAACGGGAUGUCGCUGAAUUGUUGUUGCACGCCACCAACCCAAAUUGUCAGACACUACUCUUUAGUGCCACCAUGACACGGAGUUUGGAAGAAAUUCAAGACAUUGCUGCCGGUGCCAAAGGAGGAAACAACAAUAACAACAACAAGCCACUGCAGAAAUUUGUCAUUCGAGAAGAUACAGAAAAGACGAAACAAAAGAAGAAGAAACAGAAAACAAACGACAAUAAUGACGAAACAACACUAGAAGGAGAAUCUCAAGAGGAUAGUGACAAUGAUGAUGAUGAUGAAGCCUUGACACCCAAGAUACCAGAAGGAUUGACGCAAGAAUACAUUUUUAUGCCGUCACGAGUACGAGAUGCCUACCUUCUCGCGGCCAUUCGCAAGCUCAUGAUUCACGGGGGAAGACCCAAGGCGCUGCCACCACCACGUUUUAGAAAAAAGGGACGAAAAGGAACGCAGGAUGACGACGAUAAUAGUCUCCAAAAGGCGCGAUUGGCCAUCAUUUUUGUAUCCACGUGUGAACGAGCGGCAUUGGUCUCGUGUAUUCUCGAUGAAGUCGGAGUCUCCAAUGUGGCAUUGCAUUCACUACUGUCGCAGAAUCGAAGAUUGGCGGCACUGGGGAAAUUCAAAUCCGAACAAGUACGAGUCCUGGUCGCCACGGAUGUUGCCAGCCGCGGAUUGGACAUUCCCACCGUCGACUUGGUCUUGAAUUCCGAACUCCCACACAACACGACAAACUACAUCCACCGCGUAGGACGCACGGCACGGGCGGGUCGCAGAGGACUCGCCAUUAGUUUGGUGGGGGAAUCUGAUGUGGCGUUGGUCCAUGCGGCCGAACGAUUGAGUGGUCGGCCCUUGGAAAAGUGUCAAUCGGUCAGCGACGAAGAAGCCAUCCAAAUGCUAGGACCCGUCACCAAAGCGGCACGAUUGGCUAAAAUGAAACUCAACGAUAUUGGAUUUGAUGACUUGGUACAGAAAUUCAAGGAACGCAAAGUCAGAGAUCGCAAAGAUCGAGCGCGGAUUGAACGGGCGUUGAAGCGACAAUCGGCGGCAGAUGACAAGCAGAAGAGUACGUCAUCAUGAUGAGCAACUGGUACCGGUAUGAUGGUAGGGUACCGGUAGGAGUACGGUAUAGCUAAACUGGCAAGUAGGAAUAGGUUUGCAACGCAGUCUUGCGUUUAGUGGUUGCUCGAACCCUCUGUGGAUAGUGAUCCGAUGGUAGCUGUGUUGUAGACCAUAACAAC
Seminavis robusta is the source of this 2068-nucleotide messenger RNA. Lineage: Eukaryota; Bacillariophyta; Bacillariophyceae; Naviculales; Naviculaceae. The record is from the annotation of a GenBank genome assembly.